GGAAGGUGCAGCUCCCGCUGCCAUGGAGCUCAUGUCAUCCAUACUGCAAAAAAUCAGCCUGUUGGAACAAAAAAUAGACAAACAAGCAGAAGAAAUCCAACUGAAGGACAGGAGGAUUGCUGAACUUGAAGAGAAAAUGAAGACUCUUCAGAAAGGAGAAGAUGCUCCUGACUCAUCCACAGCAGAGGGUCUGGAAAUGAGGUGCCUUCAGCUGCAGACCCAGGUCUGGGAGAUGGAGCGGUUCCUAAAUGACUAUGGUCUGAUUUGGGUUGGAGAGAGACAUGAACAGCUGGAGGAUUUACAAACACCCAGAGAUGAAGAGCUGCCAGCAAAGAGCUUCUGGAAGCCAGGUGAGGCAGUUGUUUCCGAACACGAGAUUGAUUUUGAUUUGAUCUUGGAAAAUGUGAAGGAUUUGAACAUGCUGGCUGGAGAAGGCAUUUCUCAAAUUGAGCACACGCCUCAGGGUGCCCGCCUGAGACAGCAAGAACCCCUCCCUCUUACGCUGUAUCAGAAUGGAAUCGUCAUGUUCGAUGGACCCUUUCGGUCCUACGAGGAACCAUCAGCACAGCAAUGCCUGCAGGAUAUUAUGGAUGGCUAUUUCCCUUCAGAGUUGCAGGUGCGCUACCCUGAUGGCAUCCGUUUUCAGGUCACCGACAAAAGGGAUGUGGUAUUUCAGGAGGGAGACCUUCCAGGGAGUUUCCCUGGCCACGGCCAAACUGUGGGCCAUUCAGAAUCACCCAAGGUGCAGGAAACCGACGAGAUCCCAGGUCCCAAACCCUCCUCGAAGCAGUUUCUGAACAAGCUUUCUAAGCCCUCAGUCCCUGGAGGAGAAGUGAUCAACAUCCAAGAGUCAGCCAGAGCAACGCAGCAGGGCUCUGAUGGGAUGUGGAGCAACCAAGAGAUCUCAGUGGAGACACCCAGACUGUCUGCCCUGAAGAGGUUAAAGAGAACCGAAGAGGCUGGGGCUCCUGCCCCUGAAGUCUGCACUCUCCGCAUAAAGUCUGAGAGCGGGGAGCAGACGUACACCGUGAGGAUGCUGAUCACGGAGACCAUAGGGGAGCUGCGCCAGCACCUUGCCCGUGCCAGGGGUGGAGACUCCAGCUCGUAUGAAAUCAUCAGUACCUUUCCCCAGAGGGUGUACGCAGACAACUCCAGGAGCCUGCAGGAAUGUGGCCUGAUCCCCAGUGCCUCCUUGCUGCUGCGGAGGAGAGACCCCCUCCCACGAGAGGGGCAGGGCUGCACGCAGAAUAACAGCUCCUAGAGCUGCUGCCCGUGCACUGUGAGCUGUGUUAUAACCUCCCCCUGGCUGGCAAGAGCAAGAGUUGUCUUUC
Molecule: messenger RNA, 1331 nt
Organism: Oxyura jamaicensis (ruddy duck)
Lineage: Eukaryota; Metazoa; Chordata; Aves; Anseriformes; Anatidae
Gene: UBXN11
Product: UBX domain protein 11
Exons: 12
Coding region: 23-1261 (412 amino acids)
Biological process (GO): proteasome-mediated ubiquitin-dependent protein catabolic process
Molecular function (GO): ubiquitin binding
Source: RefSeq, a predicted model, not a curated record